Messenger RNA from Crotalus tigris (Tiger rattlesnake), 1698 nucleotides. It is a transcript of the gene NUDT1, whose product is annotated as nudix hydrolase 1. Gene Ontology annotation, biological process: DNA protection. The coding region runs from base 616 to 1077 and encodes 153 amino acids. The transcript has 3 exons. Gene Ontology annotation, molecular function: 8-oxo-7,8-dihydroguanosine triphosphate pyrophosphatase activity. Lineage: Eukaryota; Metazoa; Chordata; Lepidosauria; Squamata; Viperidae. The record is from RefSeq and is a predicted model, not a curated record.
CGGAGCAGGGUUUUUUGCAUAGCAAUUGCGCUCUGCCUCUUUUUCCUCAUUAGGGGCGAUUCGUGGCUGGAACUUAAAAGCGAGACGUUGGGAGGGAAAACCUUCCAUGGAGUCUUGUUAAAGCAUGCUGGCUGGGGAAUGCUGGGAAUUGAAGUCCACAUUUUUAAGUUGCGGAGAUUGAGAAACCCUGGUCCCAAAGAUAACAGCCAUUUCCUUUCUUCUUUCCUUUCCUUUCCUUUCCUUUCCUUCCUUCCUUCCUCGAUGUUUAUCUUUUUCCAGUGCUUUGGGCGUGUACCUGACCCUCUUGCAAAGCACAGUAUCAGCAACCUCAGCCUUCCCCUUUCUCCUCCCCUCUCUUGCAAUCUGCCCCAGCUUCCUGCAGAAUUUCUGUGGACUUGACCAUGGAUGUUUUCCCCUUCCUUCUUGAUCUAGGGUGCAGCAUGCUGACGACUAAGCUGUACACGUUGGUGCUGGUGAUGCAGCCGCAACGCAUCCUGCUGGGCAUGAAAAAGCGUGGCUUCGGGGCUGGUCUCUGGAACGGCUUUGGCGGAAAGGUGCAGCUGGGGGAGACGGUGGAGCAGGCAGCGAAAAGGUGGAGGACAACCCACUUUAUCUAUGGCAAGAGCCCCCAACCCCCGGGCCAUGGGAGAAAUGGGCAAGCGUGCACGCCUUCCAUUCAUGGAGCUUCAUGAAGAGAGUGGCUUGACUGUGGACACCUUACAGAAAAUGGGCCAAAUUACCUUUGAAUUUGUAGGCAACUCGGAACUGAUGGAGGUCCAUAUCUUUCGCGCUGACAAUUUCCAUGGAGACCCCACUGAAAGUGACGAAAUGCGUCCUCAGUGGUUUGACGUGGACCAGAUACCUUUCAAGGAGAUGUGGCCAGACGAUAUAUAUUGGUUCCCUCUUCUGCUCUGCAAGAAAUAUUUCCUGGGUUAUUUUAAAUUUCAGGGACAGAAGACUAUCUUAGAAUAUACCCUGAAGGAGGUGGAGAAGAUGCAGGAGGAAACACAAGAAAGAUUUCCUGAUGGAGACAUAAAGGAGAUCUCGGUGGGCAAGGAACCACCACCGGCCCUGUAGCAAAACGAUUCUUCUGCCGAACUCAAUCAUGGAUGACUUUUCUAGGAAAAAAAUACCUCCUCAAAACUACUUGUUUGUGCACCGAAUGUGUUCCGUGAUCAAAGAAUGCUAGAUUAUGGGAAAAUAUGGUCAAACCAGAAGAAGAAAUGCCGGGAUAUCCUCAAUAUCAUGAAGAAAAAAGCUUUGAUCAUACACGUUGCAAUAAAUACGUUCAGCGCUAAAAUAAAUGUUCAACCUUUUAAUAGAGUUUUGUAUUUCUCUUACAAAUAGAUCUUUUUUGUAACUUUUGGGGUAGGAGGGCCUGGGGAUGUUAGACUCUGGAAACAUUUAUUAAAGUCUACCAAGUAGAAAUAAAAGACAUUCUGCCAUUUAUAAUAAAGUGCUUUGGUUAAAAACAAUACUUUUUGCAAAGCGGACACUCUUUUACAAAUGUCAAAUGCCAGGAUGCUGGGGGAAGCCCACCUACCCUGAAACCAAAACAUGACUUGGAAAAACACAAAAAAGGCAAUUUACUUUCCUGAGAAUUUGGCAUUUAGUCCCUUCAGAUGACUUCUUUUGUCAUCUUGUUAAAAAAAAAAAAAGUUCCAUGAUCCCAAAUGAUCCACUUUAAAUAGAGCUUCC